AUGUCCGACAGCAGCAAAUCACACCCACCGGUGACGUUCCUCAAGAUCCACCACCCCGAUGAUCUCCGCAUCAAAGAAACUCGAUUUACAGUAGCUUCCUAUACGCACAAGAAACGAGGAAGACGACCACUGGGCAUCUCGCUUGACAAAAACCUGGCAGUGUCACGGACAAGAUCCACCACACCCGUGAUCACCGACGAGGAUCCCAAUGUUUCAGGUGGUCAAUCAGAACAAGGAGGAUCCGAGGACCUUCAAGGCGGAGCAUUUGGCUUCUUGUCUGGACCAGAUAUUCGAACCAAUGGCGAUGCCAAUGUUCAAUCGAAAAUACAUCUUUUUGGUGGAAACCCAAACCGGGUGACAGUGUUUGGUCAAUCUGCUGGAGCUGGUUCAAUCCUUCACCAAAUUACAGCAUACGGCGGGAUGAACGGAUCGGUGCCAUUUCAGCAAGCCAUCCUUCAUUCUCCAGGUUUUCAGCCUGUGCCCAGCAAUUUCCAGCAAGACACUCUGUUCAUUCGAUACCUAGAUGCCCUGAAUGUCACCAGUUUAGAUGCAGCCCGAAAACUUCCAUACCAGGGCCCUCCAGAAAGCCAAUCGUGA
This is a messenger RNA of Rhinocladiella mackenziei CBS 650.93, 597 nucleotides long. RefSeq lists its product as uncharacterized. The coding region runs from base 1 to 597 and encodes 198 amino acids. The transcript is spliced from 3 exons. NCBI's taxonomy places the organism in Eukaryota, Fungi, Ascomycota, Eurotiomycetes, Chaetothyriales, Herpotrichiellaceae. The record is from RefSeq and is a predicted model, not a curated record.